CUCGCGAGAGUAUGUUUUUGUUCGUCCAACAACUCUAUGGUCCUGUAGCAACCUAUUGUGUUGACUGUAAUGAACGUACUGCGUGUUGUCGCUCAGUUGAAUGUGUUAUUGACCUCCCUAUCCUCAGUCCAGAUGACACCCAUUUUUGUGUACGGUACGUUGAAGAAGGGUCAACCCAACUACUUCAGAAUGCUGGACAAGUCUAACGGGGCAGCUGCAUUUCUAGCAAAUGCUCACACCUUGGAGAGGUACCCUCUGGUGAUCGCUGGAGAACACAACAUCCCAUUCCUCCUCAAUAUUCCCGGAGAGGGCCAGCGGGUGAAAGGAGAAGUCUACAAUGUUGACCGUCAAAUGCUUGAGUUUCUGGACAGGUUUGAGGGCUGCCCAACCAUGUACCAGAGAACCCCAGUAAAGCUUGAGGUGGACGAGUUGGUCGGACAGGGAGAGAAGACCCUUUCUGGAGGAAGCACCAUCGAGGCAUUUGUCUACAGCACUACCACCUACCAACCAGACUGGCCCAAACUGCCCAAUUAUGAGAGCUUUGAUGCAUAUGGGGAUCAUGGACUUGUCUAUGUUGAAAGGGAGGCCAGAUAACAAAGCAACAUAACUAUAGGAAUGUGCUCAGUUUAUGCAAUUUUUUACAGAAAAUUUUAUGUAUGUAGUAGGAAUGUAUGUAAUGUAUCCUUUAAAAAAACCUCUGCUGACCAUUUAUUUACAGAUACGCUCUAGGGAAACAUUUCUUAACUUUGUGUCUCUUUAUAACUUAUUUAGAAACUGUAUACCAGUGUUUCUGAACUGUUAUAACCUCAGGACCCACAUUUUUUUCACGACUGGGGGGGGGGGGCAUUCCUUUCC
This is a messenger RNA of Hypomesus transpacificus, 855 nucleotides long. RefSeq names its product gamma-glutamylaminecyclotransferase-like. Lineage: Eukaryota; Metazoa; Chordata; Actinopteri; Osmeriformes; Osmeridae. The transcript is spliced from 2 exons. Gene Ontology annotation, molecular function: gamma-glutamylaminecyclotransferase activity. Bases 70 to 594 code for a protein of 174 amino acids. The record is from RefSeq and is a predicted model, not a curated record.